Messenger RNA from Nicotiana attenuata, 450 nucleotides. Its product is annotated as translation initiation factor IF-2-like. The record is from RefSeq and is a predicted model, not a curated record. Gene Ontology annotation, molecular function: nucleic acid binding; zinc ion binding. The annotation marks the transcript as partial. Lineage: Eukaryota; Viridiplantae; Streptophyta; Magnoliopsida; Solanales; Solanaceae. The transcript has 3 exons.
AUGCCGGAGAGUUCUUACCGCCCACCAGCCAUUCAGGGUCCUUCCGGCGAGCAUUCCAAGAGUUCGUAUCGCCCACCGUCUAUCCAGGGGUCUUCUGGUGGGUAUCCGGGUCAGCAGGCUCAGACUUCAAGGUAUCAGGCUUCGGUGCCAAGAGGAUGUUACGAGUGUGGAGAUCCGGGUCAUAUUAAGAGGACUUGUCCCAGACUUCGGGGCAAGGCGGUGCAGCAGGGUCAGCAGUCCAUGGAUCCAGCACCAGCUGCCCAGCCAUCUAGAGGUGGAGGGCAGACUGGUAGAGGUCGUCCCACGGGUGGAGGCCAGAUGGGGAGAGGUCAGCUAGCUACUACUCGGACAGGUGGGGGCCAGACAGCCGGUGCUCCGUUUGUGCUCGUUCGGCUUCGCGUUGAGGGUGUUGGGCUUGUUCUCGAUAUUGGAAGGGUGCUUCGGAGCGAG